UUUUGGCAACGUCUCCAGGCGCUGUUUUGGAAUCAAUAAAGACGGGAGAAGAGAAAAGAUAAAGACUCUGUUCCACUGCGGACAACUUUCUUCUUCAGAUCUCCACAGUACCUCUCGCCGUUUCUCCGAUUGUACGGCCAUCUCCGCCGUCGGUUCCACUCAGUAGAUCUCUCAUUUCCUCUGCCGGGACCGACCAUUUCCGCCGUCGAUCAGAAAAAACCGAAACUUGAAGCACCUGGACGCCGGCGGCGAUGGCACCCAGUACAAUUCGGAAGGCGAUCGGGGCGGUGAAGGAUCAAACGAGCAUCAGCAUUGCAAAAGUCGCCGGAAACAUGGCGCCGGACCUGGAAGUCUUAAUCGUGAAGGCGACGAGCCACGACGACGACCCAGCGGGCGAGAAAUACAUCAAGGAGAUUCUCAAUCUCACUUCGUUGUCAAGGGGAUACGUUAACGCGUGCGUGAUUACCAUUUCCAAGCGCUUGAACAAGACCCGCGAUUGGAUCGUGGCGCUGAAGGCGUUGAUGCUCGUGCAUAGGCUGUUGAGCGAUGGGGGUUGGGUUUUUCAGGAGGAGAUUCUGUAUGCCACUCGGAGAGGGACUCGGCUUUUGAACAUGUCCGGGUUUCGAGACGAGGCGCAUUCGAAUUCGUGGGAUCAUUCCGGAUUUGUCAGAACUUAUGCUCUGUAUCUCGAUCAGAGGGUUGAGUAUAUGGCGUAUGAGAGGAAAUUGAGUAGCGGCGCCGCCACCGAUGAUCGGCCUCGGAGGGAGUAUGAAUCUGGGUAUGGAGAAAAUUUCAGGGGGGAUGAACCCAAUUACGGGAUGCGGCGGAGAUCGAGAUCUUAUGGCGAUGUGAAUGAGGUAGACGGGCAGGAGCAGAGGAAAGAGGUGACUCCGGUGAGGGAGAUGAAACCUGAGAGGGUUUUGGAGAAGAUGAUUCAACUACAGCGGCUUCUUGAUCGAUUCUUGGCUUGUCGGCCGACGGGUUCCGCCAAGAACACAAGGAUGGUGCUCAUUGCGCUUUACCUGAUCGUGAAGGAAAGUUUCAAGCUUUAUGUUGACAUAUGCGAGGCAUUGGCAGUGCUAUUGGAUCGGUUUCUGGAGAUGGAGUACCAAGAUUGUGUUAAGGCUUUUGAGGUUUAUGUUAGGGCUGCUAAGCAGAUUGAUGAGCUUGUGGGGUUUUAUGGUUGGUGCAAGGACAUUGGGGUUGCGAGGUCUUUGGAGUACCCGGAAGUGCAGAGAAUCACUGACAAGCUUUUGGAGACACUGGAGGGGUUUUUGAGGGAGAGGGCAAAUAGGCCAAAGAGCCCUGAGAGAAGGGUGGAGGUGAACCAACCGGUGGUUAAGGAGGAGGAGGAGCCACAAGUGGAUACAAAUGAGAUAAAGGCCCUUCCUCCGCCGGAGAAUUAUACUCCUCCACCACCAUCUGUGCCCCAACCUAAGCCUCAGCCUCAACAGGAGACGGAAGACUUGGUGAAUCUGAGGGAUGAAGCUGUUACCGCCGAUGCCCAGGGUAACAAACUGGCCUUGGCUCUAUUCUCUGCACCACAAGCUUCGAAUGCAAAUGGCUCAUGGGAAGCAUUCCCAUCGAAUGGAGAGCCUGUAGUCACCUCGGCAUGGCAGACACCUGCGGCUGAGACUGGUAAAGCAGACUGGGAAUUGGCACUGGUGGAGUCGGCUAGCAAUCUAUCCAGACAGAAAGCUGCAUUGGCAGGAGGGUUUGAUCCAUUGCUGUUGAAUGGCAUGUAUGAUCAGGGGGCAGUGAACCAGCACACCAGUACGGCUCAAAUGACCGGUGGGAGCGCGAGCAGUGUGGCCUUGCCUGGAUCAGGCAAGAGUGCAACCCCAGUUUUGGCACUGCCCGCUCCGGAUGGCACUGUCCAAACCGUGGGGCACGACCCAUUUGCUGCAUCUCUUGUGGUGCCGCCUCCCUCUUAUGUGCAAAUAGCAGACAUGGAGAAGAAACAGCAGCUGCUUGUGCAGGAACAGCAAGCGUGGCAGCGGUAUGGAAGGGAUGGAAUGCAAGGCCAAGUGGGUUUGAAUAAGAUUGGUGGGGGCUUUGCCCCCUACGGCGGCGCUGCUCCACAACCGAUGACGCCUUAUGGGAUGCCCCCGGUCUAUGGCAUGGGACAACCAGGAGGGUAUUACUACACUCCCUAUUGAUGAUUACUCAUGAACUGGAUGAAUUUGUCCCUGCUAGAAUAUGUACACAAGAGUAUACCUAUGCUUACCUUUUCUAUUCUUUUGAAGACUUCAGAUAUUCUCUACAGAUUUCCUUUGUUCAAUUUGUGUAAAUUUUUGCACCAGAGGGAGUGAAAGAAUGGAGGUUUGAUGUUGUAGAGACCGAAGGAUGAUGUGUUAUUGUUUCAAUAUUGUUUUCCAAAAUAUUUAUAUAUUAUACAUACUAUGUAAUUCAAAUUGCUUGUAGGUUGUUGACAACUGAUUCUGCAAGCUUGCUUCAUGCUUUUGGGAAACAAUCUUCUUGUAAAUAUUCACUGGCAAGUGGCAAGGUAUCUAAUUCUUGUAA
Malania oleifera is the source of this 2523-nucleotide messenger RNA. Its product is annotated as putative clathrin assembly protein At2g25430. Gene Ontology annotation, biological process: vesicle budding from membrane; clathrin coat assembly; clathrin-dependent endocytosis. The record is from RefSeq and is a predicted model, not a curated record. Gene Ontology annotation, molecular function: phosphatidylinositol-4,5-bisphosphate binding; SNARE binding; clathrin heavy chain binding. Lineage: Eukaryota; Viridiplantae; Streptophyta; Magnoliopsida; Santalales; Ximeniaceae. The transcript is spliced from 2 exons. Bases 252 to 2159 code for a protein of 635 amino acids. Gene Ontology annotation, cellular component: clathrin-coated vesicle; clathrin-coated pit.